This is a messenger RNA of Peronospora belbahrii, 303 nucleotides long. Lineage: Eukaryota; Oomycota; Peronosporomycetes; Peronosporales; Peronosporaceae. The record is from the annotation of a GenBank genome assembly.
AUGGUGGAUAGUCACGAAGAUACCUUGCGCGACAAUAUGGUCGUGUCGCUUCUCUGCAAAUUACGACCUGCAAGCAGUAAAACAGAUAAAACUAUUGGAAAAAAGAAUGGCGUUGUCUCGGAGCUGGAUGGUGUGCUGAUGUGUGAGCUGGUCAUGUUUGACUCUGCGGAAGACGGCGGAGAAAAGGAAGGCGGAGAAAGCCGCGAGUUGAAGAAGCUGAAUGCGAAGAAAAACGCAGAGCUUAAGAAUGAUAAAAUGGCAAAGGAGAAGCAAUUGGCCGAGCUGAACAAUUUUGGCUUUUGA